Molecule: messenger RNA, 1595 nt
Organism: Vigna unguiculata (cowpea)
Lineage: Eukaryota; Viridiplantae; Streptophyta; Magnoliopsida; Fabales; Fabaceae
Molecular function (GO): calcium ion binding
Source: RefSeq, a predicted model, not a curated record
AAGAUGACAGAGAGGUAGUAGUAGUAGGAGUAGGGAAGAGCAUAGAGAGAAAGAGAGAAAGAUAGAAAAGGGAAGAGAAGUUGCUUUUGGCGGUGUGGGAGUCACGAGAGGAGCGAGGGAGUCACAAGAGUCACAAGAAAAAAGGGAGAAGCGUUGAAGGGAGAAAGAAUGGAGAGAGGUAGUGGGAAGCUGGGGAGGAAGAAAAGUGGUGGAAACGGACAGGUUCUAGACGGUUCCAAUAUUAUGGAGUUGGUUGGAAACGACCAGGUUUUCACCACCUUCGUCGACAAUAAGUUCCAACAAUUAGACAUAGACAGAGAUGGCAAACUCUCUGUCAAAGAGCUCCAACCUGCUGUUGCUGACAUAGGUGCUGCUCUCGGCCUCCCUCCUCACGGCACCAAUCCUGAUUCUGAUCACAUCUACUCCGAGGUGUUGAAUGAAUUCACUCAUGGGAAGCAGGAAAAAGUGAGCAAAACCGAGUUCAAAGAGGUUCUCUCUGAUAUUCUCUUGGGUAUGGCUGCUGGACUGAAGCGUGACCCAAUUGUGAUACUUCGCAUUGAUGGGGAAGAUCUUCUGGAAUUUGUUAACGGUUCAGCUUAUGAAGCAGAAAUGGUGUCUAUAUUCUCUCAGAUUGAAUCCCCUAACAGAUCACUGCAUGACCAUAUAAUUGAAGCUCUUGGCAAGCUCACGGUGGAACAAGGAAUUCCUCCUAUAGCAGAUUCUUGGGUUUUAAGCAACAUUGUAGAACCGGCACUGCUGUCUCAAGAUAGAUCUGGUUUGGAUAAGCCUGUUUCUCAGGAGACAUUUUUAAAGGAAUUUAAGGUAGUGGCAUUGGCUGUGGCGAAUCGUCUUAAGGAGCAACCAGUCAUAGUUGCUCACAGUGAGAACACCUUUGAUGGAAGUGGUGUUAAGAGACUACUAUCCAACAAGUUUGAAUUGGACAAGACUUUGAACUCAGCUCUAGAGACUUUGCCUAAAGAUCGAAAUGGAAAGAUGUCAAAAGAGUAUCUACGGGUGGCACUGGACAUUGUGGCUCCAUCCGCUGGUUUACCUCCCCUUGGUGCAAUUGAAGAGAUGGAUAAGGUUAUUGGUGAAGUGUUUAAGAUGGUGAAUGCAGAUGAAGCGAAGAUGGUGAAAGAAGAGGAGUUCAAGAAAGUUUUAACUGAAAUACUGGGGAGCAUUAUGUUGCAGUUGGAGGGAAGUCCCAUAUCGGUUUCUUCAAAUUCAGUGGUGCACGAGCCUCUAGACUCAUCUUCUACACUUCUUCAACCAUCCUCUAGUGAAACUGCACCCUAGCUGUACGUUAUGGUGAGAGAAAGAAGACACAUAGUAUGGGUGGGAGAGGAAAACUGGUACAAGGAUGGAAGAUAAAAUGAUGGAGUGCUCUGAAAACGAUGAGGGGAAGUAUAAAUGCGGUGUGUGUGGAUGAAAAGAUAAAGGAGUCGAAUAAGUCAUUCUGAGUGGAAUAAGUAUAUUAAUAAACGGGCACAAAAGUUACCAGAAGCGAUGAAGAACCCAAUUAUCUUUAAAUGAAUAUUUCCAAAUAAAGAUGUUUCAUCGUUUGAGCCAGAACGAGAAUUGAAAUUGAAUGGUCA